Messenger RNA from Sander lucioperca (pikeperch), 6395 nucleotides. RefSeq names its product ribonucleoprotein, PTB-binding 2 (gene raver2). The record is from RefSeq and is a predicted model, not a curated record. Bases 48 to 2681 code for a protein of 877 amino acids. The transcript has 16 exons. Gene Ontology annotation, molecular function: mRNA binding. Gene Ontology annotation, cellular component: cytosol. NCBI's taxonomy places the organism in Eukaryota, Metazoa, Chordata, Actinopteri, Perciformes, Percidae.
CUCUCUCUCCCCUCACUUCCCUCACACUUUUCACUCAGCUACCCAAGAUGGCGGCAGCCCCAUCCAUCCAGCCGCCGAGCGUUCACUCUUCUAUAGCCGGGGAGAGCGCACUUUCCCCGGAGAUGGACAGCCCCGAGAGCAGGCAGUCGGAGGAUAAGGAGGAGGCGGCGGCAGCAACAACACAGCCCUCCGACUCGGAGAUUAGCCUCCGCGACCUGCCCGACCUGGAGCCGGAGGAGAUCGAGAGGAGGCUGGCCAAAACUCGACAAGAGCUGAGCAACAGGAGGAAAAUCCUCAUUAAGAACCUGCCGCCUGACACCACUAACCAGGAAGUCCACGAGAUUCUGAAAGAAUAUGAACUGAAGUACUGCUUUGUGGACCGUAACAAAGGCACAGCCUUUGUGACUUUGCUGAACGGGGACCAGGCUCAGGAUGCCAUCCGCUCCCUCCAUCACAGCACUGUCCGGGGACGCUUGAUCAACGUCACGCUGCAGCCCACCGACUCCCUUCUCUGCCUCACCAACCUGCCCCACACCUUCACUGCCCAGCAGUUAGAGGAGCUGGUACGUGCCUAUGGGAACAUCGAACGCUCCUUCCUGGUGUACAGCGAGCUGACGGGCCACUCCAAAGGAUAUGGGUUUGUUGAAUACAUGAAGAAGGAUUCUGCUUCACGGGCCCGUUCUGAGCUGCUGGGCCGACCACUGGACGAUCGCUCAUUGAUGGUGCAGUGGAUGGACGUCAACCAGCUGAGCCAAGAGGAGAACCUGCACUCCAAGUGUCUGUGUAUAAACCGGCUGCCGCUGGACCUCUGUGACUCUGAAGAACUGACCCAGCUCUUCUCGGAAACCUACAAACCUGUCUUCUGCCAGCUUGCUCAGGAUGAGGGCAGCCCAGUGCGAGGCUUCGGUGUGGUGGAGUAUGAGAACUCUGAGCAGGCGGAGGCUGUGCUGAUAGAGAUGGACCGAACACUGGUGGGAGGACAGGAGGUCCGUCUGUCACUCUGUACCCCCGGCACCUCAGGGAGAAGCACCCUGGCUGCACUCAUUGCCGCCCAGGGUAUGAUUCUGAGUAAUAGGAAAGGUCUGCUACCAGAACCCAACCUCGCCCAGCUGUUAACCAGUGUGACCAACCCUACUGCCCUGCAGAUCCUCAUGAGACCGUACCACACUGGGAAAAGAGGAGGGAAGUACGGACGUCACAACAGCCUGCCAUUCCUCAGACCUCCUCUCACCACAGCUCUGCUCACUUUGGGAAAAGCACACCAGAAUGCUAUGCUGGGUAAUGGACUAGUCCUCCAGAACCUCUUGCAUAUGCAGCUCGCACAGCAACAGCUUCUUCACAUCAAAGACAAACGCCUCAGCAACGUCUCCAGUCUGCUCGGGGACCCGUCCAGGCUGCUGAUGCAGAAAGCUUUGUCUCUACGGCCUCCAGGCCUUGUGUCGCUGGGGAAAGGCCUCCUGGGAGACUCCCCUACAGAGCUGGGCCAGGAGUCAAUGCCAUCCCACAAUGCCACAGUAGUGGUAUCAGCAGCAGGUGUGAUGCCAUACCUCCAGGGUCGAGCUGGAGGGGGAGAACUAAACAGCACCCAUUCUAUCUCCACAAACCCUUCUGCUUCCUCUUCUUCUUCUUCCUCCUCCAUCUCCUGUGACAGGCAGCCAGCUCCUCCCGGAACCAUGGUGAGCUCCCAUCUGCAGGAACAGUGCUAUUCCUUGGGUUUAAGUCACUCAGGCCUUGGUCCGCCUCCACCUAAACCCCCUGGAGGAGUUUAUACGGCAACAGGCCAGCGCCACAGCUCAGAUGGCUGCCCCCUGGCUAGCAUGGUAAGCAGUGGUCAGGGCUCUCUGUUGGGCGAUCCUCCUAAAGAAGUGAGACUGCCCUCCAAUCCUUAUCUGAACCUGGCCAGUGUCAUGCCAGGGAUGGUUAUGCAAGGGUCAGUGGGGAGUAAAGCACAGGGAGGACAGCCUGGCUCUGGGGUUUACGGCAGCUCGGUUGCUCCCGUCGUCUCCCAGGGUUCCGGCUCCUUCUCCCACAACGCAACAGCUACAACCACAGCCCAAUACAGCACUGAUCCCUCCACUGACUACAGCCAAUACAACCAGGCCUACACACAGGAGGCCAUGCAGCAGUGGUACCAGCACUACCAAGCACAAGCUCAAGCUCACACCUACAGCACCGCUGCUCAGCAGGACAACACUGCCACAGACUACAGCAAGGAGCACACACAGGCUCCUCCGGUGACGACCUAUGGGGAUUACAGUUCCUACAUGCAGGCAGUCACUCAGUACUACUCCCAGCCUGCAACAGCCAACCAGGCCUACGUCAGCAAGGAGGUAGAUGUGUGUAAGCCUCUAGGAGUCUCUCUGCACGCAGUCAGUAACGGCGCCGCCCCUCCCCCGGCCGUCCUACCAGCUGCUGCCGUGCUCCCAGCCUACAGCACCCUGCCUUUAAUGCCCGGCUUCCUGGGCGCGCCACACCCGGCGGCGGCCACGCCAAGCCCCGUUACACACACUGCCGCCACCGACUGGAACACCUACUACUAUAACCAGACGAGGGGCCAUAAAAGGGAGUACCCUCAGCUGGCGGUGCAGGAAGUGACAUCAUCAGAUGGCGCCUACAUCGGGCAGCACUCCCAAGGCCUGGGAGGGCAGUACGCUGACUACUUUAAGAGGAAGAGGCUCUAGUAUGACCCAAACCACCUUAAACCCUAAAGCUUAUGGAAGGAGGCGUGCACACACACACUGCGUCUGCUGGAUGUCACAGCUCCCUCUAGUGGCCUUUCUGUGGCUGCCAUUUUGCAUCCCUAUAGUAGGUAUUGCGUUAAUAGAAUUUGGGGGUUGCAAAUGGCUCAAGUGAAAGCAAGCCAUAGUGCUCUUUGAUCCUGGCACUAAUGUACACACACACACACACACACACACACACACACACAUAGACAUAAACACGGUGUUGCUUUUGUCCUGUUCAAGCCUUAAACUCUUUAACUUAAACUGUUGUUUCUCAGUCAGUGUGUCACCUGUACUCAAAUAAUAUUAUCUUGUACAUUUUUCUAAUAUAAUGUAAAGUAUACUGUAUCUGUACGUAUAAGCUGCUUUUGUAUCUGCAGCCAGGCAACCUGUCUGCCUGCCUGCUGAAACUUAGGACUACUCUUACAGUCGGGUGUCUCCCUCUCUGUCGCCUUUCAAACUCGCGCUUUGAUUAAUCGGUCGGGCUGACGUCUGUUGGUUCCCGCUUCAGUGUCUUUUCUCUUUUGCUUGUAUUGCCCAGAUUUCCUCUUUUAUAUCUCCCUGCUGUGGAGAAUUAGAGUGUGUGUGUUUGAGUGUGUGUGUUUAUGCGUGUUGAUGCUGUUUCUGUAGGAAGUGUCAGCCAUUUCAAUCCCAAUGUAUGGGAGCACAUCAGGAAAAACAAGGGCCUGACCCAUUUAAAGCCCUUAAUUGUGGUGACUUUUACAAUAGCUUCCCUCAAUGAAUGGACCUUUCUUUAUAAAGACUGGACAGAAAAGAAAAGGCUGGUGUAAAUACAGUGUGUAAUACAGAAUAUAUAAAGCCAUGCGUACCAGACAAUAUCACAUUUAAUGGACGUUUCCCAGCUCGCUUGUGAGCGUAUUGUACUACAUGAAUGAUAGGAAAACAUUUACUCUGUCUGAUUUUGUUUUCAAUCCAUACUUUUAUUUAUUUGUAAUAUAAUAUAAUAAUAUUUCGAGGCAUUGUGUUGACUUAAAUUUAGUUAUCUGGUUUAGUUUUUAACAUUUAAGCCAAAUAUUAGGGCACAGACCUUUCUCUUCUCUCUAUCUGUUUUAACACAUUAGGGUGUUUGCGGGAAGAUCUGUUGGGACUGUAACAGCAGCUUUACUUCCAUUUCUAGCUGCAAUUAAAAUAUGAAGGUUUCAGAAUGUAAGUUUGCCCUGAAUCCAUACUGCUUACCAACUCAAAGCAGGUUUUGAGUAAGUAGCUGCACUGCAAAAGUGACAAAAGACAGAAAACCCAAACCUCUCAGUAUGUAAAUGUAAAAACCCCGGACAUGAAGGAGCUGUCCACCGAUGGAAAAAAAAAUAAACGUAAUAGUUGAUGAUAGUAAUUCGCCUCCAGAAACAAAACAAAAAGCAUUACAUUUUUGAAUAAAACAUUUGGCUUUCUCUUUGUGAAGUUUAAUUGGCAGUAAUAUUCUAAACGUUUGAUAGCGUUCGCAUGGUGCACAUAUUGCAUCAUUUCCAUAACAUGGUAAAGUAUGUUUUUGUAUACUGACUGCAAAACAAAACAAAAAAGAUUAGUAUAUACAGUUGGUACCUAUGAUCUAUGAGAUUGGGACACAGGGAGAGUACCAUCUGCAGAAUCAAAAACAUUUAUCAUUUUUCUGCUCAUAAUGUGCGAGUAUAACACACUGGUAGAAUUUCUGCACCUUAUUUUGAAGUUUUUAGGGGAAACUGAAAAAAAAGCUAACCAUUAAUGUUCAUCUUUCCUGAGCCGAUUUCCUUCCAGCUGAUAUUUUACAAAUGAACAUAGAAAUGUUAUAAUAUUUGUGAAAGAAGAUUUCUUUAGGAUGUUUUUUUUUUUUUUUUAUUAGAGCAAAGGCUGUGAACUCAAUUAUACUUCAUGUCCAGAAGGUUUGAUAUCUAUUACUGAGGAGAGGGCUUGUUAUUUUAAUAUUACAGCGUGAACAUUAGGUUUUUUUAUGUGCUCAAACUGGCAAUAACUAUGGCUCCUACUACUGUAAAAAGUGGAAUGUAAAUUGUUUAUUUUGUAGUGUGAAUUUCAUAUACUCCUACGUAAUGGCUCACACGCUUGGUAAAAGCUUUUUCUGCCUGUUUGUAUGUCUCUUUGUAUUCUGCUCGUAGGUAUCUGAUUAUAUAUCGCGGAGCAGAAUAUUACUUGCAUCACCAUGGCAACCACGCUCACACACUGUGAAACCCAAUAAGGUGAGAUCAGAUAAUGCCUAAAAACUUCGGUUUAGUCCAGAAAAGUGGUGUGAGUUUCUCAUCAAAGGGAUAACAGCUGGCUGUAAACAGGACGUACACGAUGUUUACAGACUUGAGUCAGAGUUGAGUGUCAAUGGUGGUGUGCAGGCACGCUUAUAAUAGAGUACUAAUAGAAUGACUAAACAUAAAACUAAAGGGCAAUACAUAUCCUUCUAUUCUUUGUACCUGCGCUUGACUCUCUUGCUGUCUGCUCUUUAUCUAAUUACAUGUUUUUUUAACUCGAUUUGACUGUGACGCGUUUCAUGCUGUCGUGUCCCGCUUUUAGAGUAACAUUAAACUGCAACUGCGACACAUUUUGAAGCAUGCAUCCAUAAAAUGUUUUAUUGAGGAUAUGGACAAUACAAAGAAAAAAGGAGGGAAGUGUUAGAAUGCAAAGAAAAUUGGAAAAUGUAAUUUAUUCUGCUAAAUAUGUGUACAAAUACAGGCAGGAAGAGGAUCAGGCAGAGUUGCUGCCGAUCAAAGCCUGUUUUGUGUUCUUUGUCCCCAUUGACUGCCUGUAUGUAUGCACUUAUUUAGCAUAAUGAUUUCCACCUUUUCUUUUUAUUUAAUGGCUCCUUUCCUUUUUUUUCUUCUUUUGUAGUACCUAUUUGGAAAGUCUUUUGAUGGAGGAUAUGGACAAUUUACCCACACUCUUCUUGUUUUUACAUUCAGUCAUUUUCAUACGCUGACAUUUCCCAGAAUCUAAAUUUAGACAGUUAAUGGUGUCCCGCUUUUCCCACUCAUCGUAAAACCUAAAACUUGAGUUUACAUAUAUAUAUAUUACGUGUUAGAUUUAGCUUGUAAACAUUUUAAAAGUUAAUCAUGUUUUACUUUUUCUUCUUUACUUUAUUUCUAGCAAAUAUAAACUUUAUAUUUAGCAUGCGUUUAUAUUUUUAAUUUCCAUUUUUCUUCUAAUUUUACUAACUUGUCUUUGCACUAUUGCAGCUUAUUGUCCAGACUGUCUCCUGUAUGAUUCUGACUAUGACUUGUUGUGGCUGUGCUACUUUCAAAUGCUUUUAUUUGGGGGGGUUUCUCUUGGCCUGCACAGUAUUACACAGUAUUAUGCUAUUAAAAUCAGAUCAACAUUUUAAUUUUGCUUCAAGAUAUUUCACCUUCUGUUCAAAUUUGUUCUAUAUCUGUCUUUGCAACCGAUUUCCUUUUUAUAAUAAUUUAAAAUCACUCAAUAUAGGUUCAGUAUAUUGAAUGGAUAAUCUUACUGUCUUCACAUUACAGACAGAGCAUGAGUACGUAAUUUGAAUUGCACAAUUUAUUUCUGUUGUUUUAAUUAAUUUAACACAGUCUUAUAUUGCACACCCAGCAAUUUAGACAAAAUAUAGAUAUGUAGCUGUGUAGGUCUGUCUAUCUUUCAAGCCCUUUCCUCACCUUCUCUGCGGUGCUGCUCCAACACCUGAACUGUCUGUUUGCUGAUUUCUCUUUCUUGAAACAG